Messenger RNA from Rosa chinensis, 1090 nucleotides. RefSeq names its product gamma aminobutyrate transaminase 3, chloroplastic-like. Gene Ontology annotation, biological process: biotin biosynthetic process. The transcript has 5 exons. The coding region runs from base 239 to 559 and encodes 106 amino acids. The record is from RefSeq and is a predicted model, not a curated record. NCBI's taxonomy places the organism in Eukaryota, Viridiplantae, Streptophyta, Magnoliopsida, Rosales, Rosaceae. Gene Ontology annotation, molecular function: S-adenosyl-L-methionine:8-amino-7-oxononanoate transaminase activity; pyridoxal phosphate binding.
AGUCGAUUAUUAAUUUAUUUUCAUGUUCAAGUACUUUGUCAAAAUCCUGAGAUAAUGUCUCUAUAACUGGAUUUUUUUUUUUUUUUUUUUUUUGUAGGUGAAGCUAGUUUGGUAUUAUAAUAAUGCACUUGGACGAACAGAUAAAAAGAAAUUCAUAGCUCGACAUAAAUCGUAUAUUCACUACUCAAUUAAUUUGUUUUCUCCUUAUUUUCUCUGGUCAUUGUACACAAGUCCUUUGAUGUUAUCUUUGUAUUAUGACAGGUACCAUGGUUCAACUUUGAUAGCAGCAAGCCUUUCUGGCCUCCCAGCUCUGCAUCAAAAAUUUGAUCUUCCUGCUCCAUUUGUAUUGCACACUGAUUGCCCCCAUUAUCGGCGCUAUCACCAGCCAGGUGAGUCGGAGGAGGAAUUCUCAACCAGAUUAGCCAAUAAUUUGGAGAAUCUUAUCCUCAAAGAAGGACCAGAGACUAUUGCUGCGUUCAUUGCCGAACCUGACAUAGGUGCAGGAGGUGUGAUACGUCCCCCUGCAACUGAUUUUGACAAGGCAAUGGAUAAAGUUUAAACGUUGUAUUCAUGCUACCUGACGGACAACUUAAAAAGAUUGGAGAAAGAGGUGAGAAACAGAUUAGAAGCUAACUGCUCGUCAAGUAAUAUAGUGCAAGCAUUUUCGUUGCUCAUUGGUUUUUCAAAUGGUUACGUAUUCGGAUAUUCCAGGAAAGAUGCAGAGGACUUGUGCAGGGAAAGGAGAAGACUGCUGGAGAUUAAAAGGUGGCAGUUUGCAUAUAUAUCUUGACUGCUGGAAGACCCCACUCCCUUCCUGAAUUUGUUUUGCAGAAGAUUUGUUAAAACAAUCUUAUUCCUUUCAAAAAUAGAUACAAUGUCAGUUGUAUAGUAUAAUAAAGUGAACUCAUGCUAUGGGUUUAAGAUAUGUAACAGGCCAAUCAAGAUCCAAUGUGUUUUAAGUGUAGAAGUUGCAAUUCAAAAUACUGAGUAUUUUGCCUUUCAAGGAGAGUUGCAGAAAAUGGGAUUCUGAUGUUGUAUUGUGUGAAAUUGAAGUUCUAGUCAUUGAUAGAGCUCUUGUAAACUCCAGUUA